AUGGUAAGUUUUCUAUAUAUACCCAUAUAUCCCGGAUUACUUUGGGGACUCACACGCUUUAUCUUAUCUUUGCAGCGCUCCUUCGCUUUUGUGGUCUUCACCUUGGCCUCUGUGGGAUUGGUCACCCCGCUGAGCAACUCCUACCUGCCACCGAAAGUGGGUGCCCAAAGUGGGUACAGUGCAGCGGCCUCCAGUUCCUCGGGAUCUUAUGCAGCUCCGGCGGCCUCCUAUGCCCGUAGAGGUCACUCUGUGGCGGCUCCAUCCAGGCAGUACCUAGCCCCAGCUGCAUCAUCUGCAUCCCAUGGUAGCUACAGCUCGGCUGGCUCCUCCUACUCCGCUCCAGCUGUAUCCCAUGGAUCCUACUCCGCUCCAGCUGUAUCCCAUGGAUCCUACUCCUCUCCAGCCGUAUCCCAAGGAUCCUACUCCUCUGCCUCCCGUACCAGUUACUCCGCUCCCGUGGCCACUCCCUCCAGGCAGUACUUGGCUCCGUCGGUAGUUUCCCAUGGCAGUUACUCCUCUCCCGUGGUUUCCCACAAGAGCUACUCCGCUCCAGCCGCAUCCCAUGGAUCGUACUCCUCGGCAGGAUCCUCUCAUGGCUCCUAUUCGGCACCUUCGUCUUCUUACAGCUCUAGUUCCUAUUCCGCACCAGCUGCCUCCCACACCAGCUACUCCGCUCCUGUGGCAGCUCCUUCCAGGCAAUAUCUGGCUCCAGUUGCCAGCUACAGCUCCGCCGGAUCGUCCUACGCCAGUGCUCCAGCUGCAGCCAGCUCCCAUGGAUCCUAUGCCGCUCCAGCAGUCUCCAGGAAGAGCUAUGCCGCCCCAGCCGUCUCCCAUGUGAGCUACUCGGCGGGUUCCAGCCAAGGAUCUGGCUACGCCGGCAGCCAGGGAUCUAGCCAUGGAUAUGGAUCUGGACCUAGCCAUGGAUAUGGAUCUGGAGCUAGCCAAGGAUAUGCAUCUGGAUCCAGCCAUGGAUAUGGAUCUGGAUCUAGCCAUGGAUCUGGCCUGCGAUCUGGAUCCAGCUUCGCAUCGGGACACAAAUCGGGUUCCUACGCUUCCAAUGGAGGCUACCAGUACCGCCUGAAGCAUUAA
Drosophila subpulchrella is the source of this 1089-nucleotide messenger RNA. Its product is annotated as putative protein TPRXL. Gene Ontology annotation, biological process: positive regulation of transcription by RNA polymerase II. The record is from RefSeq and is a predicted model, not a curated record. The transcript is spliced from 3 exons. Gene Ontology annotation, molecular function: transcription coactivator activity. Gene Ontology annotation, cellular component: RNA polymerase II transcription regulator complex. Lineage: Eukaryota; Metazoa; Arthropoda; Insecta; Diptera; Drosophilidae. Bases 1 to 1089 code for a protein of 362 amino acids.